CACACAAACCAAUACCGCCAAUCUCAAUAGCAUUGGUUAUCGCACAGUAGCAGCGGUAUAGUGUAGUAUAUUCCACAAGCGAGAGAUAGGCCUCCCAUGUAUAUGUUUCCUAUGUUCCGCUGGAUGUAGGGAAUAUAUAUAUAUCCUCAGUGGAAGUAUAUAUAUACUCCAUGCAUGAGUAGAUGAUGGUUGUGAUGUUGGUGGUUUAUUAAGCUUUAAUGGUGGAUAAUUUAUCAAGGAUAUCAUCAAAGCUUUGAGCUUCUUUCAAGGUGGAAGAUUUUUUUGAUGUUUUAUGAGCUUGGCUACCCUGUGGAGCUGUGUGAGAAGCCACAUGUGUGAUUGCAUACCUCCACGUCUUGUGGACAUCAACAGUCUUCUAAACAAGUGGUUGACGGUUUGAUCCUGAAUCCAGCUCUUCAAAAACGUUUCUCUUGCCAUCCUGUCGGAACUGUUAUUACUUUCAGGAUUCCUAGCUUGAAACAUCACCGUCUAGAACCUUCAGAGAGGCGCCAUGCAAUUAACCGUCUGUUGCAUCUGCAUGUCAAUUUAGGCUGAGCUUAAAUUUUUGAUCCUGUGCAAUUAUCCUACAUUACCUCACCCUCAGCUCCCCAACACCACGGAACUGCAUUACCUGAUGACAGUCUAGAUAGAGCAUCUGCCAUUUCAUGAGUGACACCUUUAGAAGGGAGCCAUCUUGGAUUUGGAAUACAUCAGUUAACAUACCCGCCUUUGACUAAGUGUCUAUUACGUACUUCCAUCCCACUUUAUCGUACUAAUGUGCAAUCACGAACAACCCUAGUAGAAAGCCUCAUUCCACCGCCAACCUAUAAACUCCCACCUUUAACAGUAUUCUUUCUGUGCUGUUUACUUGUAUGCUUACAUCACCCAGCACGGAGAUCACAAAGGAAUUUUUUUGCUCUGAAGUAUAUCAAGUUUUUGUGGAUUAUUAUUUCUUCAUAAUUUGCCAGUAGCGGACGCAACGACACAAUGACGACCCCGUCUAAAUUCAGAAAUGUUCCAAAGACUGCUCAAAAUCGUUUAUUGAUCAAGGGAGGCAAGGUUGUGAAUAGCGACCAAUCGUUCUACGCUGACGUUUACAUCGAAGAUGGCAUUAUUCGGCAAGUUGGCAAGGACCUCAUCACACCAGGAGGUGCCAAGGUAUUGGAUGCCAAGGGUAAGCUUAUUAUACCAGGUGGUAUUGACACACACACUCACAUGCAGCUUCCAUUCAUGGGAACCUGUGCCAUAGAUGACUUCUACCAAGGCACCAAGGCUGCUCUCGCUGGCGGAACUACCAUGAUCAUUGACCACUGCCUACCAGUUAAAGGCCAGUCUCUCGUUGAGGCCUAUGACCAAUGGCGUGCCUGGGCUGACCCUAAGGUCUGCUGUGACUACUCCCUUCACGUUGGCAUCACCUGGUGGAGCGAUAGCGUCAAGAAGGAACUAAGUGUCAUUGCUGAAGAGAAAGGAAUAAACUCUUUCAAAAUGUUCAUGGCCUACAAGGACGUCUUCAUGCUUCACGACUUUGAGCUUUACCGAGCAUUUUCUGCGCUGAAAGAACUUGGUGCUCUCCCAUUGGUGCAUGCAGAGAAUGGUGACAUCAUCGCUGAGAACACAAAGAAGCUUCUUGAUCUUGGCAUCAGUGGUCCUGAAGGUCACCUUCAAAGCAGACCGGAGGAUGUUGAAGCAGAAGCAGUGAACAGAGCGAUCUGCAUUGCAAACCAAGUCAAUUCACCCGUCUAUGUUGUGCACGUCAUGAGCAAAAGCGCUGCUGAUGAGAUCUCUAAAGCAAGGAGAGAGGGUAAGGUAGUCUUUGGUGAGCCUAUCGCAGCUUGCCUCGGAACCGACGGGACCAGCUACUUCCAUCACGAUUGGCUCCAUGCUGCGGCUCAUGUUAUGGGGCCCCCUCUACGGCCAGACCCCACCACACCAGGCUAUCUUAUGGACCUACUAGCUAACAACGAUCUUCAGUUGACUGGAACCGAUAACUGUACCUUCAAGUCGGACCAGAAGGCGCUAGGGAAGGACGAUUUCACCAAGAUUCCAAAUGGAGUCAACGGCGUCGAAGACAGGAUGUCCGUCAUCUGGGAAAAGGGUGUGGAAACUGGCAAACUUGAUGAGUGUCGCUUUGUCGCUGUAACAAGUACCAACGCUGCCAAAAUCUUCAACAUGUACCCAAGAAAGGGUGUUAUCCAAGUUGGUUCUGAUGCUGAUCUAGUCAUUUGGGAUCCUAUCGCUACCAGGGUCAUCUCCAAGGACACGCAUCACCAGGCUGUGGACUUUAAUAUCUUUGAAGGUAUGGAGUGCCAUGGUGUUCCUCUGACAGUUAUCAGCCAAGGAAGGGUAGUCUUUGAAGAUGGAGAGCUCCAUGUAUCCCAAGGAGCAGGGAGAUUCAUCCCCCGUCCUCUUCAUGCACCAGAAGCCUACGCAAGGAUUAGCCAAAGAGAAAAGAUCAACGCCCCCAGGCGUGUCGACCGCGACGGCUACGAAGGUCCCAUCCACAAGCCUUCCGGUCUACCGGUCCAGAAUAACUACCGCAAGACGGCACCCAACGCACAGCCAUCGGAAGACGUUCCAAGUCAACUGAACAAGCAUGGACAGCGUGACCUCCAUAGGUCAGGCUUCUCUCUAUCAGAGAUGGCAUGUAGCUAUCCGACCCAGCACUACAAAAAAGGUCGCCAAGUCGAUGACCACAAGGACAAGAGGAGUGGCCAAAGGAUUAUGGCGCCCCCUGGAGGCACGUCAAGCAUCUCUUUCAAUUAGAUCCCCUACUGGUUUCACCAUGCCACACCCUGGUCUCGUAAGGACCACACCCUCCAUGCAUAGAUUGUAGCCCCCCCCCAAAAAAAAGGGGGGGGGGGAAUCGGUAUGUUUUAACUGUUAUUAUACAUGUGACAAGUUUUAUGAAACAGGCCCCUAGUCUGUAUAAAAGCUUGUGUAAAUAAAAAGAGGGAGGGAAAUGCUAAAGGGUUUCGUUUUUUUUUUUUUGCACUGCCAAGAAGGAUGAGAGGAUAUUGUGUGGAAAAGUGGAUUACAAAACUAUAUGUAAAUGUUUAAGUGGUAUAUGGAAAUUGUGAAGUCUGGGCCAAAUGGGACAGUGUUUUGUCAGGAAAGUUGGUUAUGAGGCAAUGGAAAGGCUAUACAGUAUUUAUCAUCUGCCCAUACUAUUGAAUGAGGGCAUUUCUGCAAUGAUGCGGUGCACAAAAAUGUUUUACUAAGGGCGUUCUUGCACCGACACAACAAUUUAGUGAACUGUAAUGAUUGGUAUAUUUGUACAAGAUCAACGUAUCUUUGAGGCGAAGAACGCAAAGUUUAGUUGAAUUUCAUUUCUUCUUAUGAGGAAAAGACGACAGAGUGCUAUCUAUCUGCAGUGCUUUCAUCUCUCCUCUUCAUAUUCAUUCCAUUCAUUUUUCAUUUUUUCGAGAAAUCAAAAUGUUGAGUCUUGAAAAACAGGGCCUAUCCAAAUGAUUGAUAGGAAAUCAAAGUGUAACAGGGGCAUUGUGAAUCUGUAGUGUUUUCUUGUUUAUCUGGGAGGCUUGAGGUUAAUUCCUACUUGAUUUCUGGUGCUCUUUUGUGAGAAACUUGUCCGCAUCAGUAAGAAUUAGGAGUGGCAAAUUGGCAAACGAUAUGUAAUGCUCCCCAGGGAGUGAAGAAUUUGCGUAUAUUUUGUGCAAGCAAGGUAAAGUUUGUUGUCCUUAGUAGUAUGCGUGUGUUGCAAAGCAUUUGACACAUGAAAUUAUGAAAUCAAAUAAGUAUGAAAUCAUAAUAGCAGUCUAAGUAAGGUCACUUCAAAAUGUCACCACAUAUGAACUUUGAUAGACCUGAUAUAAAAACAAACAAAUAAAAAAAAAAUCAUGUUUAUGUACUGAAAUCAUUAUCAUGCAUUAGAUAUUUUUCAAUAUUUGAUUGGAAUAUUAUUGAAGUGGAAUCAUGAAUGUAAAAUCCAAUGUUUUCUAAAAUCAUGCUACUAUUACAACGGGAAAAAAUGAAGGCAAGGAAAAUAUUCUGUCUUGCCUAAAGUUACACAUCAUCUUAAAUGUAUAUGCCCGGUAUUUACCUUAAAUUCUGUUAUAAACCCAGGAGCCUGCCCUUACAGGGCAAAGGAAUUUUCAAAAACUUGCCAUAUAGCAUUGUGUAGCUUUCCCUGAAAUAUGGCACAUAGGUUUAUAGUGAGAGUUUUCUUACGCCUGGGGAUAUGGUAUCAUUUAUGAAUGUUAAGGUGGAUGUCAUUGUGUAAUUGCUACUUAAACAAAAUAUAGAUAAUCAUGUAUACAUUGUAUAAUGAAAAUUAAGCAUUAUAAACACAAAUGGUGCGUUUGUAGGGGGGAUAGUUGUUUGUUGUUGUUUCAUUUGUACUUAAAAACUUUUAGUGUUUUAUUCGAUCGUGUCUGAGUUUCAGCUAUCAUAGAUUUACGUCUGAUUACUUUUUCUUUCAAAUUACAAAGAUUUUUAUUUCCUGUGCAUGUUGAUUGAAUUGAAAUAGGUCUCUAUUUGGUUUGUAGAUAAUUUUACAUCAAAUGGUUCAUGUAUUAUAUAAGAAAGGAUUGUUUUAUGUUUAUCAUUUCUCUUUUUAUAAAUGGAUUACAGUACAUAGAUAGUACUAAAAGAUCAAUGUUUCAGUUGAUAGAUCAUUUUUUAUACCGAAAACUGAAAAAAGUAUUUGGCGAAAUUCAAAGUCGUGUUCCAUCAAUGCAAACUCUUCCCAUUGUUUGUUGUUUGAAAGGAUUUUCUUUUAUGCACGUGUGGCUGUUUAGUGAUGAAGGAACGUAGAUGCCCUAUGGUAGCGAAGUGCGCUAUCUACAGCCAAGCCUGCCACAUGCACAUUGAGGCUUAAGUAGGCCCCGUUCGCAUGGAAAAUUUAAGACAUGAAGCUUUCAUGUGUCUCUUAUGACGGCCUUUUUCAUGAUAAGGAAGACGCUAAUUGCACGAAUGCGAUUGCGAACUUUUCUUGCACGGAGAUACCUGAAUGUUACCACGCAUGAGAGCUUGGUGUAUAUCAAGUUUCUUUCCUAGCGACGGGCAAGUGCGUGUUGCAUUCAUGUCAAGGAGAAUUGGAGUCCAAGGUUCCAUUUUAUAAAGACUUGUCACAAUAACAAAUGAACAAUUUCUACAAGUUUGCUAUUAGCCAAUCAAAUUGAGUAAUUUAAGUAGCUUGUAACCGUUAUUGCACAUUUGUUAUUCUAACAAGUUUAAUUAAACAGGCCCCUAACUGCAGGGGUCCUCUGUUCGUAUGCACUACAAAUAUACUGCAGUGAAACACAAAAGCCUUUAAAUUGCUGGGCUGAUAAAACCUCGUAUCUCAAAAUUUAAAAUUCUGAGGGCAGCUUUUAAAUACACGUAUAGCAAUGGUAUCGGUCUCAUAUUGUCUGAAAAACAGUCUCUUGAUACCUAUGAAGAAUUCUUUUGAAACAAUAGAAGGUUGCUACCUUGCUUUAAUUCUAAAAUCCAGCUUAUUCUGAACUGUCAUCAAAAUAUUUGAAUUUUGAGAUACAAGGUUUUAUCAAGCCAGCCAUGAAUCGCCUGUUCCUGGAAAGCAGCGCUGUAAAGAUUUGCACCAAAGAGAUACGUACAUAGGUCAUCGUGUUCAUAUGCAUUAUACACUCAUAACUUUUGUGCGAUCAUUUCCUUUCGUGCAACUCUCCUAAAAACGUUGGUGUCUGCAGAAACUAAACCCUUUUACUGUAUAAAGAAAUAACAAGCAUUGUGACUGAUGGCAGUGCAUAGUUCCUGUAAAAGUCUCUGCUCAGUAUGCAAAGCUACAAUGCACAUGUAUGAUAGAAUAAUCUCUGUAUGCACUUGUUUUAAAUGUUUGCAAAAUCACUGGAAUGGAAAAUGAAACUAUCUAUCAUAGAAAUUGAUGUUGUAUAUAGAUUAAUAUGCCUUGGUGAUAAUACUUAAAUUUCUCUUUUUCUUUCUCACUUUCUGUCUGAAAUCUGUUGAAACUACUUUUUUUUAAUCACUCUCUCUCUCUUUACCUCUUUCUUGUCUGGCGCCCUCUUUGUCACUGUAAAUAAUCGGGUAGAUGUGUCCUUUGCGCAAAGUUUUAGUGAAACGUAGUCGUUACUGCCGAAAAAUAUCUUGUGAAAUUACAAUUUCUCAACGGAAAUUCACGUUUGUAAUCAUUUCUCUUGAUCUGCACUUGAUGAGCUACUAAUGCAACUUUCAUUCACUGGCCAGUAGUAAUAGCCAAUUUGAAAGUUCCGACUUAUUUUUACUAAAAUAGGAUAAUUAAUGUCCAUUUUCAGGCUUUCCAGUAUUAAAGUCAGCUUUUAAAAUUUUCUUGUUUUAAAUAAUAUAAUGUUAUUUUUUGUGGCUGAAAUCAUGUAGGAAUAAUAAUUCAUGAAUCAUGGUCUUAUGAAUUACAAUUGCACUUAUUUUGACUUAUGAAGUACAUGUACAUUUUAUAGCCAAAAAAUAAUGUGAUGUUGCUGUAUGCUAGUACACUCUAUAACUGCAUGCCCGCUGCUGUAUUGUAUUUAACUUGAGUGUAUAAAAGGAGUAUCUUAUUUAUACAUGAAAGAAAUUUCCACCCGUUUUACUCUCAAAAUAUAGAACAAAAGCAACAUAGAUGUGCAGUCUUGUUACAAUACGUGUGAGCAUAAAUUCUUGGAAGCACUGUCUGUAUAUCUAAAAGAAUUUAUGAUUUGGAAUUUCACAGAGAAGUACAUGUAUUCGUUCCUAUUAAUUUGCAAAAAGUAUCUUUUAAUUCUGUAAAAAAAACCCUGAGAUAUUCUUCAUUUUUGGUGGUUUGUCAAGCCUUGUGGUGUAUUGCGUAUAUGAACUUACUUAAAGAGUGAUUUUGUUUUUAGAGAAAAAAAAUAUCAAAUAAAUGAAUGUUGAAAAGCUGGA
Lytechinus variegatus (green sea urchin) is the source of this 6849-nucleotide messenger RNA. RefSeq names its product dihydropyrimidinase-like. Gene Ontology annotation, cellular component: cytosol; cytoplasm. Gene Ontology annotation, biological process: pyrimidine nucleobase catabolic process. Bases 988 to 2763 code for a protein of 591 amino acids. Gene Ontology annotation, molecular function: dihydropyrimidinase activity. The record is from RefSeq and is a predicted model, not a curated record. Lineage: Eukaryota; Metazoa; Echinodermata; Echinoidea; Temnopleuroida; Toxopneustidae. The transcript has 17 exons.